GUUUGAUUCAUCCAACAAUCGUUACUGGAUGUUGGAGCGUCGAUUCAUAUGGUAUUAUAAAAAAAACCCAAUUUAAUUCAUGAUAAUAUCUUGAUCUAAUCUUGUAUUUACAAUUGUUUUUUGCUUAUACAUACGAUUUAGUGUAAUUUAGAUAGAAAAAUUAGUACAAUAACAAUGCUGACGUCGAAGUUAAGACCAGUUCUAAAUUCUGUUAGUCUUCUUAAUAAUGCGAGGUACGUUACGUCUGUAACCAACGUUAUAUCCGAUGCCACUGAAUCGAUACAACCACUGAAGUCAUGGGACGAAAUUCCUGGUCCCUCCAAGUUGCCAAUCAUAUCAACUUUACAUCAUUUCCUUCCCAUGGGAUCAUUUUAUAAAAUUGGCGGAUACGAAUUCUUCGAUAAAUUGUAUAAAACAUAUGGACCAAUAACUAGACUUCCAGGGUUUUUUGGAUCACCAGAUGUAGUAAUUUUAUAUGACGCUGAAAGCAUAGCUCAUAUUUUACGCAGUGAAAAUUUGAUGCCAAAGCGACCAGGAUUUCAAUCUUUGGAACAUUACAGAAAGGAAUAUAAGAAAAAGCAUGGAAAAGUAACACACGAGAUGUCUGGCCUAGCAACAGAUCACGAUGAAAAUUGGAAGACGUUGCGAUCCGCAGUCAGUCCGAUUUUGCUCCAACCUAAGACUGUAAAGCUGUACUCAAAUAUAUUAGAUGACGUAGCCAAUGAUAUGAUUAAAAGAAUGAGAUCAAUACGCGAUGAAAAUAACAUGUUGAAAAGUGAUUUGGCUACCGAAAUGAACUUGUGGGCUUUGGAGUCUAUAGGUUUGGUCGCGCUUGGCCAUCGUCUCAAUUGCUUCGACCCCAAUCUACCCGCAGACUCCCCCGUAAGGCAGCUCAUUCAAAUUGUACACGACUUUUUUGCUGUAUCAGAUAAAUUGGAUUUCAAGCCGAGUUUUUGGAGAAUAUUUCCAACGAGAUCUUACAAGAAGGCUAUGAAGUUAUACGAAGAUCAAGAGAAUUUAAGCAAAUACUUUAUCGAAAUAGGAACUGAAGCAUUGAAAAAUAAAAAAAUGGAUAAGGAAUCAAAGAACGAAAAAGGAAUUUUAGAGAAGUUACUUGAAAUUAACGAACAUUAUGCUCACCUUAUGGCCAGUGAUUUAUUAUUUGCCGGCGUGGAUACGACUGCCAAUACGGUAAUACCAACGCUGUAUUUAUUAGCAAAAAACCCGGAAAAGCAAAAUAAAUUGAGAGAAGAGAUAUUGUCAGGUUCGGAAAAGAGGCCAUACUUAAAGGCUUGUAUAAAAGAAGCAAUCAGGAUUAUGCCGGUGGCGGUGGCAAAUUUUAGACAAACGUCAAAGGAAUACAACAUUCUUGGAUACCAUAUACCGAAGCAUUCAAUGAUGACCUUUGCCCAUCAAUACCUCUCUAUGAUGGAAUGCCACUAUCCAAGGCCGAAUGAGUACAUUCCUGAACGGUGGAUCGCAGAUAAGGAAGAUCCACUGUACCACGGAAACGCACACCCGUUUGCGUAUAUGCCUUUCGGAUUUGGAUCUCGGAGCUGUAUCGGUCGUCGCAUAGCUGAGUUGGAGAUAGAAACUUUGGUCACUCGAGUAGUGGAAAACUUCCAAAUUGAUUGGUUCGGUGAACCUCUGAAGCAGUAUCAGAGCUCACUGAAUUAUGUCAAGGGGCCUUUUAACUUCACCUUUAAAGACCUCUAAUAUUCUAACAAUUUUUUCUGUCCAUUACUGACGAUGAUUGAAAAAAGGUUAAGGGAAAUAAAAUAAUCUUUUUACAACACUUAUUGUUUACAUUGUUUAAAAAAAAUAGAAAUUGUUAGGAAAUUU
Molecule: messenger RNA, 1842 nt
Organism: Papilio xuthus (Asian swallowtail)
Lineage: Eukaryota; Metazoa; Arthropoda; Insecta; Lepidoptera; Papilionidae
Product: cytochrome P450 CYP12A2-like
Exons: 10
Coding region: 175-1716 (513 amino acids)
Molecular function (GO): oxidoreductase activity, acting on paired donors, with incorporation or reduction of molecular oxygen; monooxygenase activity; iron ion binding
Source: RefSeq, a predicted model, not a curated record